AUGGCCACGGAACCAGUGAUUGAUUGCAGCGGAGCGUUAGCUGCCCGACUUGAAUGUUUUAAUGAACUUGAGAAGAAGUACAGAGAGGAGGAACUGAAGAAGUCCGUCCCCAUCACUGUGACUUACAAAGAAAUGAAAUUUGAAGGAAAAUCAUUUGUCACCACCCCACAAGACUUCAUUGGGAAAUUAGUCGAAGCGGGAGAAGUGAAAAAGGAGAACCCCGUCUUCGUUGCAAAGGUUAACGGAAAGCUCUGGGACUUAACACGGCCAUUUGAAGAGGACUCGACAGUCGAGUACGUUGGAUUUGACUGCGAAGAAGGAAGAGACACAUUUUGGCACUCGUCUGCCCAUUUGUUGGGUGAAGCGAUGGAGAACAAGUAUAAGUGCUAUCUCCACACGGGCCCAGCAACGGCCAUCGACUUCUUCUAUGACUGUAAAAUGACUGGAGCGUCUGGAGAAGGUGACUUCAAACAGUUGACAAGCCUUAUUGAUUCUUAUGUCAGAGAAAGACAGACGUUCAAUCGCAUUGAAAUCACUAAGGAAGAAGCUUUAAAGAUGUUCUCGUACAACCCAUACAAAGUUCGAAUCAUCGAAAAACUCCCCGAAGGAGCUACUAUCACCGCAUACAAAAAUGGAAAUUUCGUCGACUUGUGCAGAGGACCACAUCUUGCAAAUGCGUCUGCUGUUAAAGCUAUCAAAUUGUUGAGUGCUGGCUCUGUUCAUUUGGAUGGAACAGCUACUGGCGACUUGUUGCAGAGAUUGCACGCCGUCUCAUUCCCAAAUAAAGAACUCUUGAAAGAAUAUAUCAAAAGAGCUGAAGAAGCAGAAAAGAGAGACCACAGACUUAUUGGAAGACAACAAGAGUUGUUCUUCUUCCACACACUUUCCCCGGGAAGCUGCUUCUGGUUGCCACACGGAACACGAAUUUAUAACAAACUGAUCGACAUGAUGAGAUCCGAGUAUCGAGUUCUUGGAUAUCAAGAAGUCAUCGCACCAAAUAUCUUCCUCUCAGACUUGUGGAAGACUUCUGGACAUUGGCAACACUACAAAGACGAUAUGUUCUCCUUUGAGUGCGAGAAACAAACAUUUGCGUUGAAACCUAUGAACUGCCCAGGCCAUUGUUUGAUGUUUGCGUCACGAAAGAGAUCAUACAGAGAACUUCCAAUGAGACUUGCGGAGUUUGGUGUGUUGCAUAGAAACGAGUUGACCGGUGCGUUGCAUGGGCUUACACGAGUCAGAAGAUUUGUUCAGGAUGAUUCGCACAUCUUCUGCACAUUCGACCAAAUCGAACCGGAGGUCGACGGUGUUUUGGCGUUGAUGAAGAAGAUUUACGCUAUUUUUGGAUUUAAGACGGACAUCGCGUUGUCCACUCGUAACGAGAAGAAGUUCAUGGGAGAGGUUGAGACGUGGAACAAAGCCGAGGACAUGUUAAAGAAGGUGUUGAACGACUGCGGGAUGCCAUAUAAGAUCAACGCUGGCGAUGGAGCUUUCUAUGGCCCAAAGAUUGAUAUCCGAAUUGAAGACGCUCUUGGAAGAAUGCACCAAGUCGCCACAAUUCAACUUGACUUCCAAUUGCCAUUGAGAUUCGAGUUGGAGUACAUGAGUGAAGAUCCUAAACAACCAUUGAAGAAACCAGUGAUGAUCCACAGAGCCAUUUUGGGAUCAAUUGAAAGAUUCACCGCUAUCUUGACAGAACAUUUGGCCGGGAAGUGGCCUUUCUGGUUGAGCCCAAGACAAAUCAUGGUCGCAACCGUCAGUGAAAAGUUCAACGAGUACGGAAAGAAGAUUGUUGACAAGUUGAAUGCCGAAGGGUUCUACGCCGACCUCGACGAAACGGACAACAAACUUCCAAAGAAAAUCAGAAACGCUCAGAUCGCACAAUAUAACUUCAUAUUGGUUGUCGGUGAAGAGGAAAUGAAGACCGAGUCUGUCAAUAUUAGAACAAGAGAAAACGAAGUCAAAGGAAAGGCCUCGCUCGACGAUUUCUUGGCUCAGAUAAAGAAGUUGCAAGAAGAAAAGAAGUGA
This is a messenger RNA of Entamoeba invadens IP1, 2025 nucleotides long. Its product is annotated as threonyl-tRNA synthetase, cytoplasmic, putative. Bases 1 to 2025 code for a protein of 674 amino acids. Gene Ontology annotation, cellular component: cytoplasm. The transcript has 2 exons. The record is from RefSeq and is a predicted model, not a curated record. NCBI's taxonomy places the organism in Eukaryota, Evosea, Mastigamoebida, Endamoebidae. Gene Ontology annotation, biological process: threonyl-tRNA aminoacylation. Gene Ontology annotation, molecular function: threonine-tRNA ligase activity; ATP binding.